This is a messenger RNA of Ceratosolen solmsi marchali, 1214 nucleotides long. RefSeq names its product transmembrane protein 68. Bases 100 to 1083 code for a protein of 327 amino acids. The record is from RefSeq and is a predicted model, not a curated record. Gene Ontology annotation, molecular function: acyltransferase activity. Gene Ontology annotation, cellular component: membrane. NCBI's taxonomy places the organism in Eukaryota, Metazoa, Arthropoda, Insecta, Hymenoptera, Agaonidae. The transcript has 6 exons.
AGGUUAAUAAUGUGAUAAACAUAGACUUCAAAUUAUUUUCGAUUUUAUUUACCGUUAUUCUUUUAAGUUUUUACAAUCUUUAAUUUUUUUAAUAUCAAUAUGUAUUCUGCACUAUCUGGCAUUUGGAAUUUUAUAGAAGAUAUGAUAGAUGAUUAUCUUGACAUUGAUAUCACUUUAUGGUUAUUAAUGCCAUUAUUAAUAACAUUUUUACUUCCAUUGGUGAUUGUCCUACUUUUAUAUAUAACGGCUUUAAUUUUAUAUGUUUAUCGAUUACAUAGACAUCGAUUGAGAAGUGCCUAUGGAACUGACUGGAGAAAUGCAUCACGUAAUGUAGUUGCCGCUGUUUGGGACGCACAUGGAUGGAUUUGGCAUGGUUAUGAAGUUGUGGGUCUAGAGAAUAUCCCAACAAAUGAACCAGUUUUAUUCAUCUACUAUCAUGGAGCAAUUCCAAUUGAUCUUUACUAUUUCAUAUCCAAAGUAUUCUUAUUUAAUUCAAAACUUAUCCAUACUGUGGCCGAUAGAUUUCUCUUUAAAUGUCCUGGUUGGUCUAUUAUUUCUGAUGUCUUGAAAGUUGUACCUGGUACAAUUCAAACAUGUUCAACAAUUUUGAAAGAAGGUAAUAUGUUAGCUAUAUCACCGGGUGGUGUAUACGAAGCUCAAUUCGGAGAUUCAUAUUACCAACUUAUGUGGAAAAAAAGAUUAGGAUUUGCAAAAGUAGCUUUAGAUGCAAAAGUAUCAAUAAUUCCACUAUUUACCAGAAAUGUUAGAGAAGCAUUUCGAACAAUAAAUUGGGGAAGAAGAUGGUGGUUAAAGUUAUAUGCUGCAACUAGAUUUCCUUUUGUUCCAAUUUAUGGAGGUUUUCCAGUGAAGCUGAAAACUUUUAUUGGUAAACCAAUACCAUAUGAUGAAAAUCUUACACCAGAACAACUUCAAAUAAAGAUAGCUGCAGCACUUGACGAUUUAAUAAUUCAACAUCAAAAAAUACCAGGAAGUAUUUUAUGUGCGUUAGUUAAUAGAUUUUAUGACAUAAACAAGACCUCAUGCAAUUUAAAAAAUGUUACUUUUAAAACAGGAAUAGAAUAAAAUGAUAUUUUAAUAUAGAGUUUAAAAUGGCAUUUAUCGAGUUUGUUAUACAUUUAGGUGCAUUUCUUAAAAACUGCUCGUAUAUUUUUAUUUAUAUUUAUAACAUUAAAGAUAUUUUGUAUUCCAUGUUA